This is a messenger RNA of Tinamus guttatus (white-throated tinamou), 1230 nucleotides long. The record is from RefSeq and is a predicted model, not a curated record. Lineage: Eukaryota; Metazoa; Chordata; Aves; Tinamiformes; Tinamidae.
AUGGCUGUGAUGGGGGCUGUGGGAGAUUUGGAGGAAGGGAUAGAAAUCAGUGCUUGUACUUCUGUGCAACAGAUGGCGGCUGUGAAUGCCUAUAUUAACAUUAAUGGUGAACGGCAAGAAGAACUGGGACAGCUGACCCUAACAGCUCUUAAUGAAAGUUUGAGUUUCUUGGCUCAUGGAUGUGGGGAUUCACUUCUUAAGGCUGAGUAUAAACUUAAUGAAUUUGGGAGCCUUCUAAAAGCCAAACUAGUGGAAAAGAUGACAAAGUUUGAUGGAUAUAUGUGGAGACUCAGAAGAUCAAAGCAGCAAGUUGAGUUCCUGUCUGAAGCGGCGGGCUGGCCUUGGAAAGCCUUGCAAGAAGCAGCAGGAUUCCUCCACAGUGUGGGCAGCGCUGUCACCCGGGUGUGGAAGCAGAGUGGAAUCAGGGAGACACUGGGAAGCAAACUCCCAGUUUACCUGGAUAAAAUUCAAGACAUUGUCCAUCAAAUGCAGAAUGAAUUGCAAAAUCCAUUAGCAACUUUGAAGGAUGCCUACUACGAUGUAACACUGAAGCCACUGGAUGAGGUUUGGCAGGAGAAAACAGCAGAGUACGUGAAGAAACUCCAGGCUUUUGUGCCCCAGAUUGUGAAACAUGUUUGGCUGAUGGAACCGAUCCAGGUGGCAAUACGGGUUGUGAAAACAGGCCUGGAUAUGGCCACGCAUCCGAUGCUGAGGUGGGCAGAGGCCACAUUUUCUAGAGGCUUAAGCAAGAUACGGAAGCCCUUAUUCAACCUUUACCAUUUUUCAGACAGGAACUGUUCAGUGGCAGUAAGACUGCCAGUACUUCCUAAAGCAGAGCACCUUCUGGGCCUGGCAAAUAUUACUAACUAUCUCAUUGAAGAAAAGCUAAUGAGACCUCUCAAAGACCUCUACAACAUCAACAUAGUUGCAGAGUACUAUAGAUUCAAACGGAGGGUGAUGGAGAGCCCCUUUGAACAUCAUGCUAUGUUAAUAGGGAACAAGCAUCUUGUGACUUUUGAUGGAAAAAUUUAUGAUUUGGCAUCAAAGUGCAGUGUGCUUCUUGCCAAGGAUUUUGUUCACAAUACCUUCACUGUAAUACUGAACCAGGAAAUUAAUGGCUCAAGAUCACUGUAUGUGGAGAUGAACCAGACUGUGAUUGAUAUCUACCCAAGACUGAAGGUAAGAGAAAAUGGCAGGAGCAAAAAUAUGGUGAAUAAGCUGGACCCAUAG